AUGUCAGUUACAAGCAUCAGAAACCACGCAUCGUCCACGGCCAGAUCGGCCAUUAUAUUUAUCCACGGACUCGGAGACUCUGGCGAGGGUUGGUCUUGGUUCCCCCAGGUCAUCCAGCAGACUAACAUCGUCAAGUCUUUUCCAGAAAUCAACUUUGUGUUCCCAAACGCUCCAACCAUCCCUAUAACCGUCAACGGUGGCAUGAGAAUGCCUGCUUGGUUUGACAUUUACGAGUUCGGCAACCCUAAUGCCAAGCAGGAUGUGGAUGGCUUCUUGAAGUCUUGUAAUGUGUUGAAGGAAUUGAUCCACGAACAGAUUGAAAAGCACAACAUUCCCGCAGAGAGAAUCAUCAUCGGUGGUUUCUCCCAGGGUGCUGCCAUCUCCAUGGCUACAUUGGCUUUGUUGGACGUGAAGAUCGGUGGAUUGGUUGCACUUUCUGGCUUCUGUCCAAUUACCAAGACCAUUGCAGAAAAACAGAACAAAUCAGGUACAAACCUCAACACCCCUGUUUUCCAGGGCCAUGGACACGUCGACCCAAUCAUUAAGUUUUCCUACGGUAAGGACACCAGCGAGUUCUACCAAUCUUUGGGCUUCACCAACUGGAAGUUCCACGAUUAUCCUGGAGUGGCCCACAGCACCGACAACAAGGAGCUCGUGGAUGUAAUCCAGUUCAUCUCGCUGAUCUUAGACUAA
This is a messenger RNA of Sungouiella intermedia, 693 nucleotides long. The record is from the annotation of a GenBank genome assembly. NCBI's taxonomy places the organism in Eukaryota, Fungi, Ascomycota, Pichiomycetes, Serinales, Metschnikowiaceae.